Molecule: messenger RNA, 2315 nt
Organism: Pseudogymnoascus destructans
Lineage: Eukaryota; Fungi; Ascomycota; Leotiomycetes; Thelebolales; Thelebolaceae
Exons: 4
Coding region: 237-2252 (671 amino acids)
Source: RefSeq, a predicted model, not a curated record
AUUAAUUUCCUGGUAGUAUAUGUGUUACGGUACUAUCGUAAUUAUAAUCGAACUCUAUUUUAUUUGGAAAGCCACAGUAUUUCCAAAAUGAAUGCUGGCAAACGGAUUAACGCUGGGGUGGGGCAGCAGCGACCACCCCGCUAUAUUUCCACUCGACCGUCGUCGUCAUAAAUUAUCCGCGAGUACCUCCCAAGGUUGAUCUUAGCCUCCCAACCUACAAAUCAGCUAUUGUUGAGAUGUCGAUAUCGGGCUACAACAUCAGAGAUACUGUGAAGAAGGGCUUGCAGUCGAAAGGUGCAGAUGGAAAGCCUAAAGAAGGUUGGCGAGGGGGGGUUUUCAAGGAUCGUGAUCAAAUCUCAGGUUUGAUGGGAAGGGUCAAAGGCCAGACGACUCAGUCCAAUACAUCCGAAUAUGUAGCACGGCCACUUAGCUCAUUGAAAGAUCCCAACUCGUUUGGGCCGCCACCAAAGAAGAACAGUUACUCCCAGCAGUCAACCACAACAACCCCAAUUGGAUCCCAAAAUGGGCCCUCUGCAGCAUAUGGUCAACAAAUUGAACAAGAAUCGGAAGAGCCGAAGGCCCCAGAGCCGUAUCGUAGGGAUACGACAGGGUUGUCCACUUCUCACCUCCCCCCGCCUCCAGUAAGGAGAGCAGAUGGAGGGGCUACGGCGCCGAAAGCAAAACCAUCCCUCCCGCCACGGUUACCUCCCAGGCAAAAUGAAAAUCCAAGCUAUCAUACACCGCCGCCCCCACCAGCUUACCAUGAAGCUACGUCGGAACCACCGGCACAUAGGGGAAUAUUAAAUCAAGGUUCUCUCAGCAGGCUCGGCGCUGCAGGUGUGAGUGUCCCAGGGUUCGACAUCGGACCAAAGACUACCAAACCAGCGGCCAAACCACCGCCUCCUAUACCUUCUAGAAAGUCGACUCUGACAGACAAAUCACCUUCGCAUGAUACUCAGGUGAACGCGCUGCAGUCUCGUUUUUCCCAGAUGCGGAAUUCCUCCCCCAAAGAGCCAGCCGCUCAGGGGACAACCUGGGCCGAAAAACAGUCCGCUUUAAAGACAGCAUCCUCGUUAAGGGAUAACCCAUCAUCAGUAUCUUUCUCAGAUGCCCGAAAUGCUGCGUCAACAUUCAAUAAUUUUAGAGAACGGCAUGGCACGCAGGUAGCCUCUGGCCUGAAGUCUGCGAAUGCAUUGAACUCGAAAUACGGUCUUGCCGACAAAGUCGCAUCACACGAUGGUCCAAGCAAGCAAGUCGAGCCAGAGUAUGACGACGGCCCAAUAUUAAUGGAAGAUAAAACCGUGCCUCCAGCUAAGAAGGCGCCUCCGCCACCUCCGAAGAAGAAGCCUGGACUAGGUGCGCCUGUCGACAGCUCCGGAGGGCCUCCUCCAAUACCACUUGCAAGCAAACCAAAGCCUUCAGUUGUACCAAAAGCGACCCCCAAAAUUGAAGAUUUUGAUCUAGAUCUCGAGAAACAAUGGUUCGCCAACCAGCCUAUCGUAUUUCCACCCGCUUCCAUAGAGCAAGUUCCUGGAUCUCGGGGUUACAGAUAUUCCUCUGGCUGGAGCUCUAACGGUGUGAGGAAAACAUGCACUUUCAAUGGCCUGGUAAUAUACAAUACGCUGGCUUAUACGAAGAUCCACAUAACUUGGGACGCCAGCAACCCGGGAUUGACGGUCAAAUCAGAACAGAAGCACUUCCCACCGCCGAUUCUUCCAUCCAAAUCGCAGCUAGACAGCUACCAACAACAGUACUCUGAAAAACUUGCUCACUGGUGUGAACUGCAAAUGGGAACCCAAGUCGGCAAUGGCGAGUGCUGGACGCUGGCAAAUAAUGGCCUCAUUGCCGUUGCGUCUGCUUUCACUGAUCGUGGUGAAGAACCCUGUAUGGCAAGUCAGGGGUACGUGCAUGGUGCUCUGCUCUAUGAAAAGAUUGGACGUAAGCACCCUGAUCCUCCUGGCGGGGUCCUAGCGGCUGGGGUUGCCAGGGGCGAUAUCCUUCAAUUCUGGAAAGCGCGUCUCGAAGCGAAAAAUGGAAGGAGUUGGAAGAGCGCAGGGGCACCAGAUCAUACUGCUGUGAUUACAAGAGUGGAAAACAACGGCGUUUUGAAGACUCUUGAGCAGAAUAUGGGCGGCGUGAAAAUUGUUAAAGAGGGAAGUUAUGACGUGGAUGAGUUGGUGGAAGGUGAAGUGAGAAUCUUCAGGGCCGCUGGUGUUAACUGGGUAGGCCCGUUGGAAGCAACAUGGCCCUGAAACAAUGCGAGUUUUAAGCGUUCAAUUAUUAGCUUUUAUGUAUCAAUAAACCCUUUGACCUGG